Messenger RNA from Psilocybe cubensis, 1032 nucleotides. RefSeq names its product Delta(6)-protoilludene synthase. The transcript is spliced from 6 exons. The record is from RefSeq and is a predicted model, not a curated record. NCBI's taxonomy places the organism in Eukaryota, Fungi, Basidiomycota, Agaricomycetes, Agaricales, Agrocybaceae. The coding region runs from base 1 to 1032 and encodes 343 amino acids.
AUGGCCUCUACAGCGACUCUGAAAGCUUCAUGUUACUUGAUUCCUGACGUUCUACGGGAGUGGCCAUACAAGCGCAUGAUAAACCCAUACUACCGUGCGGCACAAGAACAGUCCGUGAAAUGGUUGGAAGGAUUCCGACCAUUCUCUCCUGAGGCACAAAUCGCUUUUGACAAAUGUGAUUUUAGUAUGUUAUCAAAGACUUCAUUUUGCAACAAUCCAGACCUCUUGCGAAGCUACUGCGACCUGAUGAACACAUUUUUUGUGCUUGAUGAAUAUACCGAUGUUACAAGCGUCGAGGAUACCCAAUUACUUUGCGAAGUUUCAAUUGAUGCCAUUUUCAAUCCCGACAGGCCAAGAGCCGAUAGUGAUCCACUCAUUGGUAAAAUUGCACGCCAAUUCUGGCAGGGUGCAAUGGUUCACGCUUCACACACUACUCGAGAACGUUUUAUGCUCUCCUGGAAGUCCUAUGUCGAUUCAAUCAUUAUUCAAGCUUCUCGACGCAACAAUUCCCGUUAUAUCUGCACUUUCGACGAGUAUAUGGCCGCCAGACGCGAUAACAUUGGUUCCUACCCUUGCUUCGCAUUUUUGGAGAUGUCUCUCAACCUAGACAUUCCACAUGAGAUCAUGGAGCACCCUACUAUCGUUCAGCUCCAAAAAGACACCACAGAUAUGAUACUUCUUUUCAAUGACAUUGCAUCUUACAAGAAGGAGUUUCUUGCCGAUGACGCAGACUACAACGCUGUCACAGUCGUGAUGCACCACCACAAUGUCAACGUUCAAGAUGCAGUCAAUUGGAUCUGCGAUAUCCACCAAGAGAUAGCAAAUAAUUUUCUGAAGCUCCGCGACGAAGUGAAGAUGAAGGUCAAUUUCCCAGAUUUUGGAGAAGAAAUAAACCAUCAGAUUGAGGCAUACGUUGAUGGACUUGGUAACUGGGUUCGUGGGAAUGAAGAAUGGGUAUUUGACUCAGAAAGAUACUUUGGAAAUAGAGGAUGGAAAAUCAAGGAGACUCGGACAGUCUCCUUGACAGAAUAA